AUGAUACAUGCGAAGACCGAAGACACCGGAGGAAUCGACAAGCAUCGAGCGAAAUCCACAGAUAAGACAAGGCAUGCCGCAGGGGCUGCGUCUAAGUCGAAGCCAGCCACGAAACCUGAACGUGAUCAUGGCAGCGAUGAGGAGAAUGGGGAAGAUGACCCAGGACGCGACACAGCACGAGCAACAGGUGAAAAAAAAAUCACAAUCUUCACCAUAAGCACCGAGCCGCACGUGAAAAAGCCAAUCAUCUGCCACAGAUACACACCUCCCACACCUCCCACGGCCUCAAACCAGCCACCCUUCAUCUUCACCCACGGCGCAGGCGGCACCCUCUCCGCGCCAGCCGUGGUCAACUUCUGCACAGGAUUCGCCUCCGCCUCGCUCUUCUCCAUCCUCGUGUUCCAGGGCUCCGUGAACCUCGGCGCGCGCGCAAAGGGCUUCCACGCGUGCCGCGCACACGUCUGCGGGCCUGGGGGCGGCGCGCAUCAGCCGCUGUUGCUCGGGGGACGCAGCAUGGGCGCGCGCGCUGCUGUUAUGGCUGCUACGGAAGAUCUAGCCGCGGUGCGCGAGGGGCAGCGGGAUAGGAGGGUGGGAUUGGUGCUUGUGAGUUAUCCGCUGCAAGGACCGAAGGAGGUCAGGGAUAGGAUGUUGCUGGAUCUGCCCAAGGGGGUCGAGGUCUUGUUUGUUGUGGGUGAGAGAGAUGCGAUGUGUCCGCUGGAGUUGUUGGAGGGGGUCAGGGAGAAGAUGAAGGCUACGAGCAGAGUGGUGGUGGUGAGAGGCGCGGAUCACGGGAUGAAUGUCAGGCCGGCGGGUGGGACGAGGGAGGUGGGCGAGGAGACAGGAAAGAUAGCAGCAAGGUGGCUCAGUGGGGAGAUGGAACCAGAGGGCGAGACGUUGUAUGUGGGAGGAGAAGAAAAGUAG
Molecule: messenger RNA, 921 nt
Organism: Ascochyta rabiei
Lineage: Eukaryota; Fungi; Ascomycota; Dothideomycetes; Pleosporales; Didymellaceae
Exons: 1
Coding region: 1-921 (306 amino acids)
Source: RefSeq, a predicted model, not a curated record